This is a messenger RNA of Adineta steineri, 1179 nucleotides long. The record is from the annotation of a GenBank genome assembly. NCBI's taxonomy places the organism in Eukaryota, Metazoa, Rotifera, Eurotatoria, Adinetida, Adinetidae.
AUGUUUUUUUCUAUUUCUAGUAAAGGAUUAUGGCCAAUAGAUAAAAAAGGUCGUUCAUUAAAAACAAAAUUUCUUGUACUUGAUUUAACAGGUUUUUUUGGAUCUGGUGCAAGUGAAGGUGCAGAAGUUCAAUGUUCAUCAUCAAAUACAACAUUUAUUUGGACACGUCGACAAGAUCGAAUUGAAGAAAUUGAUUUUAUUAUAUCACAUGACGCACGUAAUCUUAAUGAUGCACUACUAAGUAAAAUUCAGUUAAAUAAUGUCAAACAACAAUAUACAAUGGCAUAUGUUAUGGAAAGUGAAGUACAUUCAUCAACAGGAGAUCCUUGGAAAAUGUAUAAUUUUAAAAUGACAUAUAAUCUUGAUGAUAGUUAUCCUGAACCAGCUACUUAUUUCGAUACUAAUAUACAUAUAAUUGAUUUACUUAAACCACCGACAAUCUCAUUUGAAGAUAAAGAACCAGACGCAGAUGUUGUUUGGAUUAUUUCAAAUUGUAAUGCACAUAAUGGUCGAGAAGAUUUUAUUAAAGAAUUAAUGAAAGAAAUCAAAAUUGAUUCCUAUGGUCCAUGUUUAAAUAAUCGUCAUGGUUAUGAAGCUCGUAUGACUGAUAAUGUUGAUGCAUAUAUGAAAUAUAAAUUUGUUAUUGCUAUUGAAAAUUCAAAUUGUAUUGAUUAUGUAAGUGAAAAAUUAGUUAAAGCUGUCGAAUCUGGUUCUAUUCCUAUUGUUGCUGGUCGAAAUAAUCGACCAGAUUAUCGCCGAUAUAUGCCUGAACAUUCAUAUAUAAAUAUAUUUGAUUAUAAAUCAGUAAAAGCUCUUGCCGAUGAUCUUAAACGUAUUGCAAAUAAUCAAACAUUAUAUGAAUCUUAUUUAUGGUAUAAAAAUCAUAAAGUUAACAUUGAUGAAUUACCAGAAUAUUCCCUAGAAGAAAAAUUAAAACAUUUAGCUAAUGUUAUUGGUUCGAAUGCAACUAUGAUCACACAAGGUAUUGCAGGAAAAGAAAAAAGUGAAAAUAAAGUUUGUAAACUUAUACGUUUUGUUCGUCAAACACCAUGGCAAACUAUUGCUGCGCAUCAAGGAACACCAAGAGCUGAUGCAAGCACUGCUUGUCUACCAAAUGAUCAUAUACUUACUCAUUUUAGUGUACCAUCUGCGAAUAUUAGUCAAACAGAACAAUCUUAA